Molecule: messenger RNA, 711 nt
Organism: Penicillium roqueforti
Lineage: Eukaryota; Fungi; Ascomycota; Eurotiomycetes; Eurotiales; Aspergillaceae
Exons: 1
Coding region: 1-711 (236 amino acids)
Biological process (GO): regulation of translational fidelity
Cellular component (GO): cytoplasm
Molecular function (GO): tRNA binding; double-stranded RNA binding; nucleotidyltransferase activity
Source: RefSeq, a predicted model, not a curated record
AUGUCUUUCUAUAAAGUACCGAGCCCAAAAGAAGAUGCCAGAGCGGUGUUCGAAGUUCUGAAACGGGGUGGUAUUGCGAUUAUUCCGAUGAGCGUUGGCUACGGGAUCAUCGCGAUCAACCCGGACGCAUUGGACCGAAUCUUUCGAACGAAACGGCGGGAACCACACAAGCGACAUGCAAUGGUCGGAAGCUACAAUCUGCAUCGAGAUAUUCAUGUUCUUCCCCCCAAAGAAGCCGGUAUGGUCAAACUCUUGACCGUGGACUUGGACCUUCCUCUAGGAAUCAUUGCACCAUAUCGCGCUGACCAUCCGAUUAUCCAAAAAAUUCCGCCAAACGCAUUAGCACAGAGCGUUGCUGGGGACACUUUAGCAAUGUUAGCCAACGGGGGUGGUUUGCUAGAAGAAUUAUCUCGACUUGCUGCUAUAGAGGAACUUCCUCUGAUGGGAUCUUCGGCCAAUAUCAGCGGAAAGGGAACAAAGACUGUGGUAGAGGGCAUUGAGCCGGAAAUCCUCGAGGUGGCAGAUAUAGUCGUUGAUUAUGGGACACAAAAGUUUCACCAUCCACGAGCCUCUUCAACCAUGAUCGAUUUUAGCACAAUGAAGGUUGUGCGAUACGGGGCUUGUUACGAUGUGAUAUGUGAUGCUCUCUGGCGAUUUCAUGGAAUACAAAUGCCAGAUGAUCCUAAAAGGUCGACUCUUUCGUCUGGAUAG